AAUAAAUUUAUGCGCGGCCAUUAAAUAUGGUCGGCUGGUGGUCCAAUAUUCCGGAUAAAAAAAAUGUCGUGCGGAGUAGGUCAAGAUGAGUGAGCUGGGUGCGAUGUGCUCGGAUUUAUCCUUUCCAUUUCUAUAUUCCUUUUAAUGGCGGAUUGGGAAAGUAAGGACUAAGGACGGCGAGAAUAGAAAGAGAGAUCGAGCAAGUAAAAGCUGGUUUUUUUUUACGACUGAUUGAUCAGUGAAGAAGUUGGAAAGCAAUCGAUCGAUGUUGGGGGCGAGCAGGGCAAGGGCUAGUAUCGGAGCUACGGCGGUCGGCGGCGGGGCUGGGUGGUGGGCUGACGACAUGAGUCUUACCGGAUGCCGGGCAGUGGAGACGGAGUUCGUCCGGAGAUACCACAGGCACGAGCCUAGGGAGAACCAGUGCAGCUCCGCUCUCGUCAAACACAUCAAGGCUCCCAUUCACCUCGUUUGGUCUUUGGUGAGGAGAUUUGAUCAGCCUCAGAAGUACAAGCCCUUUGUGAGUAGAUGUGUGGUUCAGGGAGACAUGGAGAUUGGAAGCGUUAGACAAGUGAAUGUGAAGACUGGACUUCCGGCGACCACUAGUACAGAGAGGCUGGAGUUCCUUGAUGAUGAUGAGCAUGUCCUGAGUAUUAAAAUUGUUGGGGGAGAUCAUCGGCUUAAGAACUAUUCAUCUGUGAUAACUCUUCAUCCUGAGACCAUUGAUGAAAGACCAGGCACUCUAGUGAUCGAGUCAUUUGUUGUUGAUGUACCGGACGGAAAUACGAAGGACGAUACAUGCUUCUUCAUUGAGGCCUUGAUCAAAUGCAACCUGAAGUCCCUUGCAGAUGUAUCAGAGCAUUUAGCUGUGCAGAAUCGAGCAGAGCCCAUCGAGGGGCAUCAAGCCUGUGUUUGACUUGCUAAGUUGAAACCAGGAAAUGGGUGAAGGUGCGCAUUUAUGCAUCUCUGAAAGUCCUGCAGUUUAGAUACUUAUAGGUAGUAGAUAAUGUAUUUAAGUAACGUCUGCAGAAUGGAAUGUUUUUCAGUAGAAAACGUAGGUGAAUUGAUGAAUGGCGUUUUCCAUUUACUCCAUCUCUCAACCAGUUUUUGGCUUCGUUUGAGACAUUUUUUUUACUGCUUCUUAAAGCAGCUUUCGAGUACAAAAAUUUUAAAUUUUUAUACUAGAAAGUUAUUUUAGGAAGCAGUAUGAAAGCCGUUCCAAACGAAACUUUAAACCUCCAUGUAAAUGAAGUCAGCAGGAGAAAUUUUGAAGGGGAUGAACUGCAAUUUGUUUAGCAGGUUCUCUUGCUUAAGCAGUUGUGUAUAUGUUUCAUUUCAUCAUCUCUAGUAUCUUUUAAACAUAGCAGGGUAUAAUGCCUCUGUAGAACUAGCUAUCAGUCUGUUUUUUUUGUGUUUUUUUCUUCAAGUUGUCUGCUUGCAUAGUUGCAUCUCUCCUUUUUCUAUUUUCUAUGGAUGUUUCUGGUGUAUGUUCUGUUUGUAAAUAAUACAUUGUUGUUGCAGA
Messenger RNA from Dendrobium catenatum, 1519 nucleotides. RefSeq names its product abscisic acid receptor PYL8-like. Gene Ontology annotation, biological process: abscisic acid-activated signaling pathway. The record is from RefSeq and is a predicted model, not a curated record. Bases 266 to 913 code for a protein of 215 amino acids. NCBI's taxonomy places the organism in Eukaryota, Viridiplantae, Streptophyta, Magnoliopsida, Asparagales, Orchidaceae. The transcript has 3 exons. Gene Ontology annotation, cellular component: cytoplasm; nucleus. Gene Ontology annotation, molecular function: abscisic acid binding; protein phosphatase inhibitor activity; signaling receptor activity.